Porites lobata is the source of this 399-nucleotide messenger RNA. NCBI's taxonomy places the organism in Eukaryota, Metazoa, Cnidaria, Anthozoa, Scleractinia, Poritidae. The record is from the annotation of a GenBank genome assembly.
AUGCGACGCGCCCGUGGAGCAGAUGGUGCGCGACUUUUCCAGUCCUCAGAAUUCUUAACCAGCUUGCAGAUUGCGUCCUUCUUUUCAAGGCAAAGCGCUACACUACGGCAAAAGGACCCAGCAGAUGAAGCCGAUAUCCGGGCAUCUCAAGAGGAAGCUAACUUUAGUGCAGCGAAGGAGGUCGUUGAAACCAUUCAGCUCAACCAUCCUCUGGUAUACGAUCAGUACAACCUGUGUGAGAUGGCGCUCAGUGGUAACUUGAAAGUCCUCAAGCUACCGAUGCUUCAGCGCUUGUGCGAGGAUCUCGGCCUUAAUGCACCUGUCCCGCCUGUGCGCAAGAAGGCUCCAUACUUGGCACUCUUAGAGGAAAUAACCAAAAAGUGCACAUGCCGAAAGUAA